AUGAAGCGGCUCCUUGCUCUCCUCCCUCUCGCGGCAGCAGCCCCUGCGUUCCCCAAUGUCGAGCUUGGUGACGCCCCACCACCCGGCCAGGUCAAGAUUCGCGGUGUCAGCUAUGGAGGAACUGGUUGCCCGCAAGGCACCAUGAGCUCCCAGAUCAACAGUGACAGGACUGUUAUGACGCUCAUCUUCGACGCGUACAUCGCCUCGAUCGGCCCCGGUAUCGCCGUUACUGAGCAGCGCAAGAACUGCCAGUUGAACGUCGACAUUGAGUACCCAGGAGGCUUCCAGUACUCCAUCCUGUCCGCCGACUACCGUGGCUACUCCGCCAUCCAGAAGGGCGUCUCUGGCACUCUCAAGUCUACCUACUACUUCUCCGGAGACACUGCUCAGACUUCGACUGAGUACAAGUUUGACGGGCCAACCAACGGCGACUACCUCAAGCACGACGAGGCGGACAGCACCUCGGUCGUGUGGGCGCCAUGCGGCACCAACGGCAUGCUCAACAUCAAUUCGCAGGUCCGCCUGACCAGCAGCAACGCCAGCGCCACUGGCCUCCUCACCACUGACUCUACCGAUCUCAAAUUCACCCAAGUCGUGUACGUGCAGUGGCAGAAGUGCACACCGCCCAAGCAGUAGAAACUGAUUGCGGUUGAUGUAGGCCGAGACAUUGGAUCAGUUGGAUUAGUGUGAACGGGCCAUGGGUAGUGAGGGUUGAGGACUUGAAGUGGAGGCGGUGUUAGUCGGGGUAUGGAAUUUACGAAGAUAUGCCGGACGCAUGUUUGAUGUUUGCAUGAUAGUUGAAUCCUUUUAUGAGAUGCGCAUCUCUCAUUUGAAUCUCCACCUGCUGUGAUGAUCCA
Alternaria rosae is the source of this 857-nucleotide messenger RNA. RefSeq lists its product as uncharacterized. The transcript is spliced from 3 exons. NCBI's taxonomy places the organism in Eukaryota, Fungi, Ascomycota, Dothideomycetes, Pleosporales, Pleosporaceae. The coding region runs from base 1 to 636 and encodes 211 amino acids. The record is from RefSeq and is a predicted model, not a curated record.